GGCGUCAUGGGUUUCCGGAAGUUCUCCCCCUUCCUGGCUCUUGGCAUCUUGGUCCUGUUCCAGACCAGCUGCCUCCAGGCCGCGCCAUUCAGGUCUUUAGAGAGCAUCCCAGACCCCACUACACUCAGCGAGGAGGAAGCGCGCCUCCUGCUGGCUGCACUGGUGAAAGACUUUGUGCAAAUGAAAGCCAGUGAGCUGGAACAGGAGACUGAGGACUCCAGCCUGGACAGCCCCAGAACUAAACGAUGCGGUAAUCUGAGUACCUGCGUGCUGGGCACAUACACGCAGGACCUGAACAAGUUUCACACGUUUCCCCAAACUGCAAUUGGGGUUGGAGCACCUGGCAAGAGAAGGGAUGUGGCCAGCAGCUUGGAGAGAGACCACCGCCCUCACAUCACUGCCCAGAAGAGAUCCUGCAACACUGCCACCUGUGUGACCCAUCGGCUGGCAGGCUUGCUGAGCAGGUCAGGGGGUAUGGUGAAGAGCAACUUCGUGCCCACUGACGUGGGCUCCAAUGCCUUUGGCCGGCGCCGCAGGGACCUUCAGGCCUGAGCAGCUGAGGGGCUCCAGGAAGAAGGU
Messenger RNA from Orycteropus afer afer, 579 nucleotides. The record is from RefSeq and is a predicted model, not a curated record. NCBI's taxonomy places the organism in Eukaryota, Metazoa, Chordata, Mammalia, Tubulidentata, Orycteropodidae.